Messenger RNA from Serpula lacrymans var. lacrymans S7.9, 684 nucleotides. RefSeq lists its product as uncharacterized. The coding region runs from base 1 to 684 and encodes 227 amino acids. The record is from RefSeq and is a predicted model, not a curated record. Lineage: Eukaryota; Fungi; Basidiomycota; Agaricomycetes; Boletales; Serpulaceae. The transcript is spliced from 6 exons.
AUGAACUGUGUCGCAAUGGAUAGCAACAACAAUGUUCUAGUAAAAAACUGGCCUCACCAACUCACUGAGACACUUGCAAAAGCCAUUGAGCCUGAACCACACGACUCAGUUUUGGUACCUAUCACCUACCAUGAAGUCUAUUGCAAUCAUGCGCACCUCUUGCUCUAUAAAAAUCCUCAGAAUGGAAUCAACAAUAACACAUUAUACCCUGUCUGCAUUCAAAUUCAAGGUAUCCUGGAGAAAAGCUUGUUCACUUUGCAUUUUGCACCAUCUGCUACACAGAAUAUUACAUUGGGUAGUGGACCCUUCAAAGAUCAAUGGGAAUCCUUGUUGCUGGCUAUAAGCAACUUGCAUCAACUAGUACAUAUCAGCUUGGAUGAGAAUGGCUACAAAGAGCCUCCUAUCACUGCUAUGUGCAGCUUGUACAUGCAACGCCGAGUGUUUUCUAAGAUAACGGCCACUAAUUGCGAAGUGUCAUCAGCCCUACACACAACAGAUGAUCCUUCCCAUAAAGCAGAUUUUGUAAAUGAUAAGUGGCGUGUGCUGCAAAAAAUCACCCUUGCACGCAAAGAUUCACAAGGAAAACUUGGCAUAAAGUCCGACUCCAAGGAACGCCAAUUGCCAGCCAACACCUCCAAUACUUUAUCAAUUGCUGUACAAUCUUUGGCCUUGGAUACUGAAUGA